This is a messenger RNA of Cuscuta epithymum, 1722 nucleotides long. The record is from the annotation of a GenBank genome assembly. Lineage: Eukaryota; Viridiplantae; Streptophyta; Magnoliopsida; Solanales; Convolvulaceae.
CUCAUUCGUUCAGCGGAAAAAAUAAACUCCUCUGGCUUCAGACAAGGGAACAGGCCUGUUUACCUCUUUUAACCCUAGGCAAUAUUUUCUUUCAUCAUGCUUCGAACAUCGUGUUCUUCUUUGACGAACGAAAGAGAGCAUGGUCACUACUCUUCUUCUUGAGCAGACAAUUUCAUCACUGCAGGAUCUACAUCUUCACUACGGUCUACGGAUUUAUCUAGAUAACUUCUGGAAUUGUUUAUUUUUUAAAUUUCAUGUUUUUAUAUGAAUAUACAAUUGCCUUAUUAUAUGCUCUGCUCCGAUUUUGAACCAGGAGCAAACUAUCAAAGUAAUCCACUUGCUGACUUGUUUGGCUGAAUUUAAUUGGAACACAAACCAUAGAAUAAGUAGAUCUUCAUUUUUACACAUUCCAGAUAAUGGUUUCAAUUUUCUGGAUUUUUGUUUUGUGUAAACAUUGUUUUUUGCUGGGUUUUCUAAGAUGCCUCGACGGUGGCAAUUCAGGGCGUUGUUCUUGCUGCUUUAGAUUGAAAGUCAUACGGUAAAACUCCUCGGUUGUGAAGUGAUUUUUAUUUCACAAUUUUGUUUAAAAAAUAGAUCUUUGAUUUUAUGACUUAUUUAAUUAUUUUCUGGUAUAUAAAUUUUCUGGUAAAAAAACUUUUUUAUUUAAGUAAUUCAUAGUAUUAUUAUUUUCUGGUAUAUAAAUUUUAUCUUUCAGAACGAGAAAAGUAAACAGACAAUAUACAUUCAGCAAUUGUUACCAACAGGAGGGUUGUUUGGUCAUUUUACAGAAAUAUACUUCUUGAAAGUGAUGCAUCACCUGUUUUGGCAGCUUUGAUUGAAAUUUAGGAAUGUCCCGAACUUUGGUUUGAUUAGCUUAAUUAUUCAGUCAAUAUUUAUAUCCUUCUAGUAAUAAUCUACGAACUAUGGUGUACAUGAAAGCUAAAGGAAGUAUGAAGCACCUUCAAUUUCUUUCUGAUGAAGUAUGUGAAGGGGUUAGAAGUUAAGAAGCGUUUUACAUGAUGGUUUCUUUCUGAUGAAACCAUCAUGAAUUGAUGCAAGUCAAAUCCAUUUACAUAAAGAGCUUGAUUUCUUAAAUCAUAUAACCUUUUAUAUAAUAUGUAAUACAUAGUACUGAUAACGUUUAAUUCCUCAUACGAAUAUUUAUUUUGUGAACUCUUGUUUGAUAACCAGUUCAGCCUCUUGCCGAACUUCCUAGUAAAAAAUGCAAGAGAUGUGGAUUUUAUGAAGAGGACACAAUGAAGCCACAUGAUGUAUUUGAUGAGUGGGAGUUUUGUGCUUCUGAUUUUUCGAGUACUGAUGGAAAAUACAUCCAUUUCAAGGAGAAGGAGCUCAACGCAACAUUCUUGUGCCCCGAGUGCAUCCCUCCUGUAGUUGCAGCUCCAUAUCACCCAAGUCCUUCAAAUGAGAAGGAAAUGCACUGGGCUUUAGUUGUGGUUAUAGCUGCUUUGGUCUCGGUGGUUUUUGUUCUGAGUGCGGUAACUUUGUAUAAGUUUUGGCAAAGAAGGAAGAGACAGCAAGAGCAAGCACGCUUCUUGAGACUCUUUGAAGGGGAUGAUGACAUAGAGGAUGAAUUGGGGAUUAGCCCUCUCAGCCAUGUCACUUAGAACUUUGUAGCAUGUUUUGUUGAUAUGAAUAUAAUUUCCCAGGCCAUGUAAUGAUUAAUUGAUCUAUCUUAAUCUAAAAGGAAAAGAUUUUCAUGAA